GCUGGUGCGCCGAAAAUCGCCCUUUUAUCAAAUCGGCAACAUCGGUCUUCGUUCGUUCCUUUCUCAUCCUCUUCAUCUGACCAUCGCCAUUACUGUAGGUUGGUUUCUAAGUUUUCUCCCGGCUUUUGUACUAUUUUAGCUUGUCUUUUAUACAAGCAAUGAAUUCUUUGUGGGAAGCUGCCAAGAGGAGUCCUUUCCUCAACAGUGCUAACUGCGAAGCAAAAAUGUCUACCGAUAACCAGUUGGUAGCCAAUAGGACUAUUGCUGCCGCUGCUGCAGAAAGCUACAGCUGUGAGUAUGGCAGUUCCAAAUACUAUGCACUGUGUGGUGUUGGUGGACUUCUCUCCUGUGGUAUCACACACACACUGGUCACACCGUUAGAUAUGGUGAAGUGCCGAAUCCAGACAAACCCUGCUAAAUACAAGUCCAUCGUUACUGGCUUUAAGGUGUCGGUUGCUGAAGAAGGCAUGAGAGGGCUUGUCCGAGGCUGGGCACCUACAGCAAUUGGAUAUUCUGCUCAGGGUGUAUGCAAGUUUGGCUUCUAUGAAGCAUUUAAGAUUAUCUAUGCCAAUGCUUUGGGAGAGGAGAAUGCGUACAUUUACAGAACUGGUCUUUAUCUAGCUGCUUCUGCCUCAGCAGAAUUCUUUGCAGAUAUUGCUCUUAGUCCAAUGGAAGCCUGUAAAGUGCGAAUCCAAACUAUGCCGGGUUUCCCUGCUACAUUGAGAGCUGGAGCACCAUUAAUUUAUCAGCAGGAGGGCUUAAAUGGAUUCUACAAAAGUCUUGUACCAUUGUGGAUGAGGCAAAUCCCCUACACCAUGAUGAAAUUUGCUUGCUUUGAAAAGACAGUUGAGCUUCUAUACAAACAUGUUGUCCCCAAGCCACGCGAUCAGUGCACUAAGGGUGAACAGCUUGUGGUUACUUUCGCUGCUGGUUACAUUGCUGGUGUUUUCUGUGCCAUCGUUUCUCAUCCUGCUGACACAGUUGUGUCCAAGAUGAACGCCGCAAAGGGGUCAACUGCAGGUGAAACCCUUAAGAAACUCGGUCUCAUGGGAGUCUGGCAAGGAUUGACGCCAAGGAUUAUCAUGAUUGGUACACUUACUGCUGCCCAGUGGUUCAUCUAUGACGCUGUGAAGGUUUGGCUCGGUCUGCCACGUCCUCCUCCACCAGAGAUGCCCGAAUCCUUGAAGAAGAAGUUGGCUGCAGCCCAACAAUAGAAGGAUCCUGUACCUAAAUCAAACUUUAUUUGACGGCCUAACAUCCGACCGUCCGUACAAGCCGUUAUUGAAUAGUUCUGCCAUCAGUUAAAAAAAAAAUUGCUCCUGAUUAUUUAUCCGUUUUCGGAUAAGAAGGAUCAUUUUACCAUCUAGGGGCAUUCGGCAAUGUAGCUUUCCUAUGUAAAUCAUCGAUAAACGAUAUUGAAGCGACGAUUGGCUGCAGUGCAACGGUAAUAAACAUCUGUAGAAUACGAA
Messenger RNA from Daphnia magna, 1469 nucleotides. Its product is annotated as phosphate carrier protein, mitochondrial. The transcript has 7 exons. The coding region runs from base 159 to 1214 and encodes 351 amino acids. The record is from RefSeq and is a predicted model, not a curated record. Gene Ontology annotation, biological process: mitochondrial phosphate ion transmembrane transport. Gene Ontology annotation, cellular component: mitochondrial inner membrane. Lineage: Eukaryota; Metazoa; Arthropoda; Branchiopoda; Diplostraca; Daphniidae. Gene Ontology annotation, molecular function: phosphate transmembrane transporter activity.